AUUCCGAGACAAAUGGCAGAUUUCAAGCAACUUCUAAUGGUGAGCAUAUCGAGACAGGCGGCAGACUUCCCGCAACUUGUUAUGAGCGAGGCUGCGGCUACGAUGAGGAGCGGCGUGACGGAGUGGCGGCCCCGCACGCUGGCCGCCUCCGCGGCCCUGCAGCCCGACCCCUGCCUCCGCCUCUGCCUGCUGGCGCUGCUCCUUGCCGCGGGCGCACAGGCGAGCUCGGACCUGUGGCCGCUGGAGAGGCCGGAGGGCAUGCCGGCCAUCCAGUCGCUGGAGGUGAUGUGCGGCAAGGACCACAUGGACGUGCACCUGUCCUUCACGCAGCCGUUCGAGGGCAUCGUGUCGUCCAAGGGGCAGUACGCAGACCCGCGCUGCGUCUACGUGCCGCCCUCCACUGGCAAGACCUUCUUCUCGUUCCGCAUCGCGUACGAGCGCUGCGGCACCAAGCCAGACCUGCACGGCCAGUUCUAUGAGAACACAGUCGUCGUGCAGUACGACAAGGACCUGCUCGAGGUGUGGGAUGAAGCUAAGCGUCUGCGCUGUGAGUGGUUCAAUGACUACGAGAAGACAGCAUCCAAACCACCUAUGGUCAUCGCUGACCUUGAUGUCAUCCAGCUUGACUUUCGUGGGGACAAUGUUGACUGCUGGAUGGAAAUACAGCAUGGAAAGGGUCCUUGGGCACCACCUGUAAGUGGUAUUGUUCCAUUAGGAUCAACACUAACACUUGUUGUGGCUAUAAACGAUUAUAGAGGUGAAUUUGAUAUGAGGGUGAAGUCCUGUGUAGCAUCAGAUGGAGGAGGCCAUGUUAUUCAGCUCUCAGAUGAACAUGGGUGUGUACUUAGGCCAAAAAUGAUUUCAAGAUUUUUGAAGGCACGUACAGCAGAUGAGAGGGCUACAGUCAUCACAUAUGCCUUCUUUCAUGCCUUCAAAUUCCCUGAUGCUCUGAGUGUUCACAUAAAAUGCAAGGUGGAGAUAUGCCGCCAUGGGUGUCCAGAGCACUGCCAACAUGGUCCAUCUGAGAGACGUGACACUGCCGUCCCUGCUCCGUCCGCACCACCUGAAUUACUGUUAUAUGAUGAGCUGGUGUCUGAUGGAACACCUGCUUUUGCAGAUGAGCCGGCAGUGCACAUGGCAGGCAACAAGGGAGCAACAAUUCCAAGGCAACCUUUUCAGGAACAGCCACAUCCUGGACACCGUGAUGGUCAAGAACGUUUUCCACACGGGCCUCGCACUCUCAGAAGCACCGGAUUUGCAAGACCACGCCGUUCUGUAGCUGUACCAGCAGGAGGCAAUGCUGAUGUUGGUGUCAGUGGGCUGUAUGAUGUCGUGUCAGAGGCAGACCUAGCCUUUACACCUGACUCACGACCCGAGGCAGUAACAGUAUUUCAAGGACGAACACGUGAAGAGGAGGUAGUGUAUGGAGUCUGCCUGCCUGUGCCAGGAUUUGGAGCACUGUUUGCACUGGCAGCCCUUUCCGCUGUAGCAGCUGCUUUAGUCGCUGGGGCUUUGCUAUACCGGUACCAGGUGCGGCGUGAGACUGCGGCAGCAGCCCAAACAUCAGGCAGCAACAAUACAGGAGGACGUAGCAUUGGCCGCCAGGCAAAUGGCGUGCCACUUGAUGCUCUCGGUCCUCAGCCACAGCCACAGGCACAUGCACAUGUGCAGAGAGCACACCGAUCUUCUGGACAGUCAGAAACAAGUGGUUGAAUAGUACAGUGUGUAACUGUGUCUGAAUCACAAUUAAAACAUGUCGCAGUACUGCAGUACACACAACAGAUGAAUAGCGCAAAAAACAUUGAUUCCAAUUAACAUAAACUGCAUUAUGUGAACUGGUGUGACUGAAAUACUCUUUGUGUCAGUACAGCAUCAAAAUAAGCAGCCAGUAUCUUAUAUUAUUGGGCAGGAGAUAAGGUUGCCAAUAAGAGACGUGCACAUAAUUUAUGACAAAGCCAAAUCCUUACACAAAAAGUAGAUGUUUGUACAGAACUUUCAAAGAUGUAGAAAAUUAAAAUCAGUUAAUGCGUGUAUAUAUUAUAUAUUUACCUCUAAUGUAAACGUCAAUCUAUCU
Messenger RNA from Schistocerca serialis cubense, 2074 nucleotides. RefSeq lists its product as uncharacterized. Bases 13 to 1713 code for a protein of 566 amino acids. The record is from RefSeq and is a predicted model, not a curated record. Lineage: Eukaryota; Metazoa; Arthropoda; Insecta; Orthoptera; Acrididae. The transcript is spliced from 9 exons.